AUGAAUAGAACGAUCUGUAAUAUAAAAUAUGAUAUUAAUUCAUUAAAUGAGAAGGUUGAUAAAAUGUAUGAUACUAUAUUAUUGGAACCAAGUUGCUUUGAUCAUUCAUCUACAGAAAAAAAUACUGAAAAUAUAUUCCAAAUGGAACUAUCAAAUCUUCCAUUGGAAACAGAAGAUGAGCUAGAGGAAUUUGAAAAAAAACUUACAGCCAAUAAAGAAUUUAGAAUGAAACUGAUUGCAGAGCUCAAACGUUUUUCACGUAGCACAUUGCCCAGUACUGUGCGUAUUAUAUUGAGAAAAAUUUUUACAGAUGCAUUGCUUGAAAAGUUUAGCUACAAGGGUUUGAAAUAA
Molecule: messenger RNA, 351 nt
Organism: Macrosiphum euphorbiae (potato aphid)
Lineage: Eukaryota; Metazoa; Arthropoda; Insecta; Hemiptera; Aphididae
Source: the annotation of a GenBank genome assembly